GCAAAGGUGGAGUCUCUGCUGCGGGCCACUCGGUACAGGUCUGCAGAUGGGGCACCGGUGAAGCAGCACAUCUUUCUGGUCUGCAUGCUUCUAGCCAACUUGUGCGACCUGAACAUGCCUGUGACCUCUGACAUGAGCUCCGCAACCUUUGGCUAUGUGGGCUUUUCAGCCAUGUGGCGCUCGGAGGACUUCUUCAUCUCAUUGGCUCUGGCCACAGCUGCCGCUGUGCGCAGGGAGCCCUGGCCGCCGGACACGGAGAUGCGGUGGCCGCCUUGGAAGUUGGUGCAGACCGUGGAGCGCUUGGCGCGCCACGGCUAUGCUGCCGAGCUACGGCUUUGUGCAACUUCCCUGAUGUCCGUGGUCGCCGAGACCUCCCAAGGUACCUUGGAACACCCGGUGCGAACCUCGCGCCUCGCUGCGGAGGCCUUGCGAGCCAUUGCCGCGGCCGCCAACGACACGGAUGCUCUGCGGACUGAGGCAGAGUUCGUCGGCCCGGCCUUACUCGAGGUCUUGCGUCAGCUUGCCGAUGAGACGCCGGCCGCUGAAGACUUGCUGGAUCUCUUCCAGGCAAAUCGGGACCCCCUCCCGUACAUGAUGCAUUCGGACCUGAUUGCUAGCAUGAAGCAGCAGUGCUGGUGA
Messenger RNA from Symbiodinium pilosum, 639 nucleotides. Lineage: Eukaryota; Dinophyceae; Suessiales; Symbiodiniaceae. The record is from the annotation of a GenBank genome assembly.